Molecule: messenger RNA, 5242 nt
Organism: Petromyzon marinus (sea lamprey)
Lineage: Eukaryota; Metazoa; Chordata; Hyperoartia; Petromyzontiformes; Petromyzontidae
Product: leucine rich repeat transmembrane protein 2
Cellular component (GO): plasma membrane
Molecular function (GO): protein binding
Source: RefSeq, a predicted model, not a curated record
ACCAAGUGAAAGUUGUCGGGUGUGGAAUUUCGACAACUGAUAACAAUUAUGGACGAGGUGACAUCCUCGAAUGUAAGCAGUUUCCUGUCCUCGGGGGCGCGCGACACAAUGGCACGAUGCCUUUUACCCAUGGCGAUUGCGAGUGUGCAACAAUGGACGGGAUAGAGUUACACAGCGCGGAGCACACGCUGGUCGUAACAAAGCUUACGGCAAAACUGCGUUCUGUGUGUGUGUCACGCCUAGAACAGCGCAUUGUGUGUGCGCGUGUGCGUUUCGUGCGCGCUGUACCCGUAUGUGUGCCUUUGAGCGAAUGCGUGCAUCAGUCGCGUGCUGACUGGGCACGUGUAUGCGUGCAGAGUCCCGUGUCAUUUUUUUUUCUUCUCUAUUCCCCCCUUUUCACGCUCGCAGCCGCAACUAAAGCCGACUUGGCUCGUGCUGGGCGAAAACAGACAGCUCUUGUCAAGUAGGGCAUCGUCGUCAUCAUCGUCGUUGCAGCUCUCCCAGCAGAAGCGGGGUGACGCGGAUUCAGGGACACAGUGUGGAUGAAAGGACAACUGUCUUCAUCUUACAACUCAAUAGGCAUUGACACCAGCGUCAAGGAACUUUGACAUCCAUUGGAUUAACUACAAUAAUAAUAAAGAGCCAAAGGUGCUUACUGGCAGAUCAGGAUAGUCACAUUGUCAUCAUGUACUUGCCAGGCCACGGCGCCGCGUGGACAUUCGCGCUGCUCGCCCUGCUCCGGAGCCGGGCCGCCCGCUGCUGCCCGGCGCAGUGCGACUGCUCGGCGCACGCCGGCUCCGUGGACUGCGCCGCCCGGGGCCUCUCCGCCGUGCCCUCCGACCUGCCGCCCGGCACCCGCUCGCUGCGCCUGCAGCUCAACGGCAUCGCCGAGCUGCCCGACGGCGCCUUCGGCGCGGCGGCGCCAUCCCUCGAGCUGCUCGACGUGUCCGGCAACGGCCUGGCGGCGCUGCGGGCGGACGCCCUGCUCGGGCUGGUGCGCCUCCGCGAGCUACGGCUCGCCAACAACAGCCUGCGGGCGCUGGCGCCGGGGGCCCUGCGCCACUCGCCGGCGCUCCGGGAGCUCGACCUCUCGCUCAACGAGCUGCCGCGCCUCCCGCGCCGCCUCUUCUACGGCCUGCGCAACCUGAGCCGCCUGUCGCUGCGCGGGAACCGGCUGGCGGGCGUGGAGCGCGACUCGGUGGAGCCGCUGGUGGGGCUCCGCUCGCUCAGGGUGGCCGGCAACCCCUGGAGGUGCGACUGCUACACGGCCGAGCUGCGCAGCUGGCUCGAGUGGUACACCUACCGAGGAGGGCUUGUGGACGAGCUUCACUGUGCCCUGCCACAGGAGUUCAAGGGCAGGAACCUGCUCUCCAUCCCCUCCGAGGUGUUCUUCCUCUGCUCCCUCGCGCGCGACGGCUCGCCCUCGAGGGGGCAAGGUGGAGGAGACCGGGCGGGCAGCGUUCAGAGCGGCGCGGCGCCGUGCACCGUCGCGUCCCGCAACCCGCCGGCGAGCGUGCGCAGGGCAGUUGGCACGCUCGCCGUGGCGGGCGUCAUCUGCGGCGUCAUCUCGCUCAUGAUGGUGGUGGCCGCCACCUACGGCUGCCUCUACGCGGCCAUGAUGUCAAAGGUGCACCAGCCCGAGGCCGCCGCCUGCCAGCUGCUUGUCCGCGACGCGUCCGACGAGAACCGCGACACCAAGGGGCCGCUCAACCCCGGCACGGCGUGAGGGAGGGCCACCGGCCCGCCCCCGCCACGCCUCGGCUCCCGAGGUACCGGCGCGACCGUUGGCGGGCCAUCACGACGUUGCCACCACGGGUCGGCGGUCUCAAAUAAAUGGGCCGCGUAGUGCGCCGCUUCCCGCUUCGACUGCUUAGGCCUGUGGGCCUCUGUGUGUGAGCCCGCGGGUCCCGUUGUGAGUCUGUGAAUCUCAACGCGAGUCCGUAUCUCGAAAUCGCGGAACACAUCGUUCAACGGCACUGCUGCCCGCUUCGGUCGGUCACCGGCAGCAUUUCAGAUAGUCACCAGGCUACUCGUGAAGCCACCUGCUUGCUGACCAACAUCGACAUGAAAUUGCAAACAUUAAUGAUCUACUCCUCCCCACCACACGAGAGAAGAAGGGGAUGAUGCAGCGAUUGUUAGGGCCUCGACGCCCGGCCACAGACCGCGUUUCUGAAUCCGUGCGCGCCAACUUAUAAGUUUGGGUGCCAACUCUGAGGUACAAGAAACCGGGACAUACUACGGCAAGAAGAAUAUCUCACAACACCUGAAGAGGGAAGAACCACGUGGUUGCGCGGUGUAUCAUUGUUGUUAUUAUUAAGAAAGUGGCAAUAACUGGGACAUUCUAUGUUCUGAAAAGAUUUGAAGAUUUUUCCAGGGCAGCUUCCUGACAAAAAAAGUGUCGAUACUGGGAAAACCAGGUACAAGUGGCAACUCUGCUCAAACAGAAGCACUUUGGCAGCCAGCCUGCAUGAAAGUGCGCUUUUCUAUUUUAUUUUCCAACAAAAAUGAACGGAGCUUACCCGAGCGCGUUAGUGAUGCCCUCCUGCGGCACAGCAGCACUUAUUCGCCGCCGGAUAAACAUCACCUCCAGCGUCGACGCUUUACGACUUAGGUAGCAAUUAGGUGUCCCUGCGCUUGAUGGAACUUGAAGCUGCGAUGACUAAAAACAAUGGUGGUCUAAUAACCUCUCCGCGGCUUGAGCGGCGAGUGUAGAAUGUUAAUUUGGGGGGGGGGGGUGGUGGAAGUGAUGCAGAAUGCGUAGCUUGUAUGCACCCAGAGGUGCUUUCAAGGUGGGAGCAACUUGUAUUUGGAUCCACGGGUGAUUUGUACAAUGGUGAAUUCAACAAGAGAGCACGUUUUCCAAAGGCCCCACUUGUCUUCCUCCGGGAAAAAGCCAAGAUCCUUCCUGUCCUCUUCAGAUUAACGACCGCUGAUGCGAGAUGCCGGCUGCGUCUCACAGGGAUGUGUGUAGGUUCACAUGUUUUAAAUGAUAAAUUGGGAAAACAUCGACGUUUUGCGAGAAUUUUAACAAUGUCGAAGCUUUGUGCGGUUACGCGCACGUCACGAUGCCGUUUAUUUAACCAGGAAAGCAUGAUAUCCACAGGAUUCUUUUUCACUAGUUUCCUGCAAUUCCAAGAUUGAGUGUUUGGCGUCAUGUGGGAGGAACCCAGAGGGUUACCCACAGAAUUCCCCGCGCAAUGCGAGGGGAUGACACGAAAAAGCUCGGCACAGAUGGAUUCAGUCCGCCACUCUGCUGCCAUCUUCUGGCCACCUUGCGAACCAAGCUGGCAACACCAGCAACUCGCGAGGCCGUCUCCUACCUAAGAACAAACCAGAGGCUCGAGCAUGAUUCGCUAGCUCCUGAGUCCUGGCGAUAUUGGUCACAUUCAGGGUCAUAUGGUCAUAAGGCCAUGUUUGAUGUAUUUGUUGUAAAACAUAAUGGUUCAAGUGCAAUAAGAUAUGAAACUGAGCAGGCACUGAUGGAAUGUGACAUGAUUCUUGAUGAUACACGUAUAUAUAUAUAAAAUCACAAUCAAUACCAUGACAAAAUAAUUUCAUAUUGUCAACAUGGAACGUUUUCGAAUUAAUUUUCAGGUCGAUAGUAAUUGAUUUUCCCUCCAAGGUUGUAGUUUUUUUCUGACCUCCAUCUCCAACCCUCUUGUUGUCUCGCUCAGUAACUCUGGGGCUAUGCUCAUGCAUCUAUGGCGAAAGGCACCCGCCCGCCCUUCACGUCUCAUUCUGCGAAUUUCUCGCCACCAGACAAAUUCAGAUACGGAAUUCUAUUUGCGAUCAUAAUUAACUUACCAGAGAAAUGAAACGUUGAAAUUUGUAUCAGUGUUGUUCAAUGUCCAGACCGCUGACCAGAAUUUUUUCAAUGUUUUCUGAAGGUGUAGUUCACAUUGGAUAGUUUGUUAUAUAUACAUAUACAAAUGAUAAAGAAUGAAACGUGUCCGAGAAAAUGUGAGUUAUUGGAAUAAGUUAAUUAUCUUGGGAAUGUUAACUUCUUAAAAUAACCUCCGGUAUUUAUUAUAAAGUCUCGUGUGUUUCUGCUGCGAUGCUUCACUUCAUUUGUACAGCAGACAAAGAGAGAGAGAGUUCACAGAUAAUUUGACAAUAAGUCAUUUUUCACCCUCUGUGAGUUUUCCGGUUGUUUGGUACGAUGCCCGACGUUCCGCUCCACCGCUCUGUUAGGAGCGGUACAAACAAAACUAAACACACCGGAGAGCUGGGAAGACCUUUGCAGUAGUAGCACAUCAUAUUCCUCGUUUAUUGAACGGCUAUAUUUAUAAUUUCAUGAUGAAGGAUGGUCUGUAUUUUCCAGCUUUCCCCACUCCAAAUUCUUCCUGCAAAGCAAGAGCGCUGCUUUGUGUUCAAGUUAUUCUGAGCACAAUUAUUAAGUAGCUGCCCCUUCUCAAGCCCCCCAGCUGUUUUCCUGAAACACGAAGUAUCCAGUGAGCCUCCGCACGAAUGCGCCCGUCUUUCCGUGGUUAACGCUUUUUUUUUGUUUUUGCACAGCCAGAGCAGUUAGUCCCCCUUCACCAUCGCGUCGCAGUGCUUGCUGGCGAGUCGUGGAGGUGAUAACCGACUGGACGAUUGAAGCCCCACUGGAUGACUUUUGCAGAGAUGGAGUGAUACAAUCAGCACGAGCGCGAGAUGGGUGGUUGCAUCGCAACGUCACGAGAUAAGGCAGCAGCUUGGGAAGGAACUUGUCGAGCAGUGGAUAGAACGUGGCUGAUGAUGAUGAUGAUGAUUAUCAUGGGGACUUUUAUUUGCAGCCCAGUGGCGGUGAAUCGAGCUUGUACUAAUUAACUGAAUAUUGUUCACUGAUUGAGGUUACGUUUGCUUCACGAAUAGCUCAUGAGUGCAUAACGCAUCCAAGAGUCGCAUCCAUGACUUGACAGGGUGACUUCCCAAAAUUGGUGUUAUUUUUCCUUAAGUGAGCAUAGCUGAACUUGCGUAGAUUAUUACAAAAAAUCGAUGGAUGUUUUAGUGCCUUUUCCUUUGUAAACGACAUACAGAAUAAGCAAAAUUGUUCAAAAUAAAGUAAGCUACAUAUUUUAUAUUCAGUUUACCUAAAUCGUAUUGCUAAGCCAUUCACAGAGUGUCUUCCAUGCAACAGCAAAGUAUAUUUUGGAUGCUACGCACUUAUCCGCCGAUGCUUUUACUUAGACUCUCCCUCGUUACGGAUGCCCCUGAGAAGCAUAACCCUCACCGUCCUCAAUAAAUACCGCGUUUCGUUUAA